This is a messenger RNA of Colossoma macropomum (tambaqui), 2324 nucleotides long. Its product is annotated as zinc finger protein 239-like. Gene Ontology annotation, biological process: regulation of transcription by RNA polymerase II. The transcript has 3 exons. The record is from RefSeq and is a predicted model, not a curated record. Bases 321 to 1187 code for a protein of 288 amino acids. Gene Ontology annotation, molecular function: RNA polymerase II cis-regulatory region sequence-specific DNA binding; DNA-binding transcription factor activity. Lineage: Eukaryota; Metazoa; Chordata; Actinopteri; Characiformes; Serrasalmidae.
UGUUGUUGAAAGUCUCGGUUGGUCUCGUUGGUAUGUCACUGUAGAAGUUGUAUUUUACAGUUUUCCCUUUUUUUGCUGAAGCUGAGCUCUAAAAGGAGGAUAGUGUGACUGUCGGAGAGGAGAGCUGAGCUCUAAAAGGAGGAUAGUGUGACUGGCGGAGAGGAGAGCUGAGCUCCAAAAGGAGAGUAUUGUCAGCUGGCGGAGAGGAGAGCUGAACCGCUGGAGCGAACGCGGUGUAACUGCAGGGCUGUUUAAACUGAGCUGUAUAAGGAGAUGCUAGAGAAACACUUCUAAAAUUGAGGGAGAUUUUAUGUGAGCCUAUGGUAUCCAGAAGCAGCCCUCCUACUCAGCAAGCGCCAUCUGACUCUCUCCACACCAACACAUACAGAAAAAUGCCGAAAAAUUCCAGCAAAAAAAGAACUCACCACUGCUCAGAGUGUGGAAAGAGUUUUACUGACAGAUGUCAUCUCCAAAGACACCAGCGCAUUCACACAGGAGAGAAACCGUAUCACUGCUCAGAGUGUGGAAAAUGUUUUACUCUACAGAGUAAUCUCAGAGUGCACCAGCGCAUUCACACGGGAGUGAAACCGUAUCACUGUUCAGAGUGUGGAAUAAAUUUUAAUCAAAAGAGUCAUCUGCAGGUUCACCAGCGCAUCCACUCGGGAGAGAAACCGUAUCACUGUACAGUUUGUGGAAUGAAUUUCAAUCGAAGGGGUCAUCUCCAGGUGCACCAGCGCAUUCACACAGCAGAGAAGCCGUACCGGUGCUUAGAGUGUGGGAAAUGCUUUACUGCGCAGAGUAGUUUCCAGGCACACCAGCGCAUCCACACAGGAGAGAGACCUCAUCAGUGUCCAGAGUGUGGAAAGAGUUUUACUGUGAAAAGUGAUCUCAGAAGACACCAGCGUGUUCACACGGGAGAGAAGCCCUAUCAGUGCUCAGAGUGUGGAAAGAGUUUCAACACAAAUGGUGACCUCAAAAGACACCAGCGUAUUCACACAGGAGAGAAACCCUACCAGUGCUCAGAGUGUGGAAAGAGCUUCAAUCAAAAGACAGUUCUCCAAGGACACCAGCGCAUUCACACAGGGUUAAAGCCUUAUUACUGUUCAGAGUGUGGAAUGGGUUUCAUUCAGCUGAGUAGCCUCCAGAAACACCAGCACAUUCACGUAGGAAAGAAACCGCAUCAGUGAUCAGAAUGUGGGAAGAGUGUGUUUUUCCACACAGUGGUUUGUUCAAAAAAGACACCAGUGUUUUCAUACAAGAAGGAAAGCUGGACAAGGAUAGAAGGAGUCAAACAUCUAGACCGUACUUCAACCUCCUAAACCCCACAGUAGCAGAUCAGCCAGCAAGGUGGAAAAUACUCACCAAGUGUGGGCCAUCAAUAAUUUUAAGUAGGGAUGCAUCAAUACUGGUAUUGGGCCAAUAUCGUGCUCACUCACUCAAACGUUCACUGGUAGCAACUUUCCGAUACCUGCUGAUAUCGUCUGACGGAAGCCGAGUAUGCAGUGCUGCGCUAAUGAACAAACGUGGUGAAGGGGGCUCUGUUCACGCAGAUAGGUCUUACUGACUCAGACUUGGUGCGUGGUACGUUGUUGUAAAUGAAAAGGCUUUAUUUGAAAAUGUCUGCAUUUCAUUUAAAAUGAGCUGGAUUUUAAUAACUAAACUGUUGAAGUACAUUGCAGUCAUCCACAGUAACCGCUACUUAUUUCUAAGUAGGCUAUUCAGUAUGGUAUCGGCUCGGUAUGGGCAAGUACUAAAAAUAUGUACUCCUCUUCAGUCUGAAAAAAAUGGUAUUGAUGCAUCCCUAAUUUUAAGCAUGAUAAAACCCUCCCAAACAUGUUUUGGAUUGGAUAAAUCUGACAGUGACAAUUUGGUGUCAUGAACAAUGACUGUUUUGGUGUUAUUAUUGAAGUACUCUUAUACUGUAAGUUGAUUUUAUUUGUAAUAGUAUUAUUAGCUGUAAAAUAUUAACAUGUUGGCUGGAUGGGUGAAGUACAGUAUUAUUUGAAUCACUCCCUUAGCAGCUGUAAUACAGCACCAUUUUGAAGCAUAUAAACUACUCACAGUGAGAGCUGAUCAAGCAAAAGUACAGCCUCCACAUGACUGGCACCCAGUUUCCAAAAAGCAAGUUACGAUCCUCAUAACUGGUAUAAUGUUUAGUGUGAAGCUCACUCUAAGUCUUUAUGCUAAGAUGCUUUUGGGAAACCAGUCUGGGCUUAGUUGUACCAAACUGGGCUGCAUUCUCCAAUAUCUCUAAUAUCCCAAAUAAGAAGACAUUAAGAUGAAGUUUCUUCUUAAGAGCAGUCAGUGAAUUAGGCCCAGUGGGG